This is a messenger RNA of Sciurus carolinensis (gray squirrel), 1655 nucleotides long. RefSeq names its product mitogen-activated protein kinase 8 (gene Mapk8). Gene Ontology annotation, biological process: protein phosphorylation; JNK cascade. Lineage: Eukaryota; Metazoa; Chordata; Mammalia; Rodentia; Sciuridae. The coding region runs from base 361 to 1644 and encodes 427 amino acids. The transcript has 13 exons. The record is from RefSeq and is a predicted model, not a curated record. Gene Ontology annotation, cellular component: cytoplasm; nucleus. Gene Ontology annotation, molecular function: JUN kinase activity; ATP binding.
UGCGCGGUGACGGCUCGCGUCCCUGUUACUCAGCGGAGCGGCCAAGGCCGGACGACGCGGCCCGGAGAGCGGAGCCGCGAGCAGCGCUGGGUAACGGCCGCGGCGAACGCCUGGACGGUGUGCGUCCCCGCUGGGGUCCUUACUGUUGCGGUUUGCUGCGCUGCCAGAAUGGUGAAAAGACAACAUUACUGAAGAUAAUGAUUAAGAAUUUUCUGCAACUCAGCUGGAUGUGGUGCUGCAUGCCUGUAAUCCCAGCAACUCAGGAGUCUGCGGUGGGAGGAUCUCCAGUUCAAAGCCAGCCUCAGCAACUGCCUCUUGGUGAACUUUUGGAUGAAGCCAUUAAAUUAAUUUCUUGCCAUCAUGAGCAGAAGCAAGCGGGACAACAAUUUUUAUAGUGUAGAAAUUGGAGAUUCUACAUUCACAGUUCUGAAACGAUACCAGAAUUUAAAACCUAUAGGCUCUGGAGCUCAAGGAAUAGUAUGUGCAGCUUAUGAUGCCAUUCUUGAAAGAAAUGUUGCAAUCAAGAAGCUAAGCCGACCAUUUCAGAAUCAAACUCAUGCUAAGCGGGCCUACAGAGAGCUAGUUCUUAUGAAAUGUGUUAAUCACAAAAAUAUAAUUGGACUUUUGAAUGUUUUCACACCACAGAAAUCCCUAGAAGAAUUUCAAGAUGUUUACAUAGUCAUGGAGCUCAUGGAUGCAAAUCUUUGCCAAGUGAUUCAGAUGGAACUAGAUCAUGAAAGAAUGUCCUACCUUCUCUAUCAGAUGCUGUGUGGAAUCAAGCACCUUCAUUCUGCUGGAAUUAUUCAUCGGGACUUAAAGCCCAGUAAUAUAGUAGUAAAAUCAGAUUGCACUUUGAAGAUUCUUGACUUUGGACUGGCUAGGACUGCAGGAACAAGUUUUAUGAUGACACCUUACGUAGUAACUCGAUACUACAGAGCACCUGAGGUCAUCCUAGGCAUGGGCUACAAGGAAAACGUUGACAUUUGGUCAGUUGGGUGCAUCAUGGGAGAAAUGAUCAAAGGUGGUGUUUUGUUCCCAGGUACAGAUCAUAUUGAUCAGUGGAAUAAAGUUAUUGAACAGCUUGGAACACCAUGUCCUGAAUUUAUGAAGAAACUACAACCAACAGUAAGGACUUAUGUUGAAAACAGACCUAAAUAUGCUGGAUAUAGCUUUGAGAAACUCUUCCCUGAUGUACUUUUCCCGGCUGACUCAGAACACAACAAACUCAAAGCCAGUCAGGCAAGGGAUUUGUUAUCCAAAAUGCUGGUCAUAGAUGCAUCUAAAAGGAUCUCUGUAGAUGAAGCUCUCCAGCACCCAUACAUCAAUGUCUGGUAUGAUCCUUCUGAAGCAGAAGCUCCACCACCAAAGAUCCCUGACAAGCAGUUAGAUGAAAGGGAACACACAAUAGAAGAGUGGAAAGAAUUGAUAUACAAAGAAGUGAUGGAUUUGGAGGAGAGAACCAAGAAUGGAGUUAUACGGGGACAGCCUUCUCCUUUAGGUGCAGCAGUGAUCAAUGGCUCUCAGCAUCCAUCGUCAUCGUCGUCUGUCAAUGAUGUGUCUUCAAUGUCAACAGAUCCGACUUUGGCCUCAGAUACAGACAGCAGUCUAGAAGCAUCAGCUGGACCUCUGGGCUGUUGUAGAUGACUACUUGGGCC